Molecule: messenger RNA, 2879 nt
Organism: Amphiprion ocellaris (clown anemonefish)
Lineage: Eukaryota; Metazoa; Chordata; Actinopteri; Pomacentridae
Gene: rbfox1l
Product: RNA binding fox-1 homolog 1, like
Exons: 12
Coding region: 484-1629 (381 amino acids)
Biological process (GO): nervous system development; regulation of alternative mRNA splicing, via spliceosome
Cellular component (GO): cytoplasm; nucleus
Molecular function (GO): mRNA binding
Source: RefSeq, a predicted model, not a curated record
UAAAGCCUCAGAAUGUUGACUGAACCAGCAGGUAGACGUUCUGCUCUGACCUGGACGGCCUGUCCUGGUGUUGAUCAAUGUUCCAGAGGGGGAGAGAGGGAGGAAAGGUGGUAAACUCUGGGAGAAGGACACCACAGACUAUUUAUAAAACUCUGAAAGGGGAGCCUGAACAUGUGUUUCUGUCCGUCAGGCUGAAACUCCUGCUCAUGGACUCAGUUUCUCUUUCACCGCUCCGGAUCCUGUCUUUCCUGGACGAGGGCUCGCUGGUUUUCAGGACUUUCUCCUUGUUUUCUGGUUUGACUCCCCUGUGAGGUGAAGCAGAAUCUCCCCCGUCCUCCCCUCCACCCUCUCUGAGCCUCGCUGUCCACCAGGGUUUAGGGGUUUUUAUUUUUCCUCCCUGCUGCCUGGUCGUCUCUCUGCUGUGGACGUCCUUCCUUCUCCCCACGUCUCCUUGUCCUCCCUCCGUCCUCCGGUUUGUGGGCGAUGCUCUCCUCACCCACUGUGAUCCUCCAGCCUUACGGACUCCCCGUCUACCCUCAGACCACCACAUGCUACCCCAGCAUCGUCCAGGGGGGCCCCUCCCAGGAGGCGGGCCCCGGCAGCACUGACCCCGCCCUCUCUCAGGUGUAUGCCCCGCCCCCCUCCUACCCUCCACCUGGUCAGGGUCCUCCGUCGUCGGCGGGUCGACUGCCGGCUCUGGACUUCGGCUCGGCCCACCAGAGCUCCGAGUAUCCAGAACACCCCCAGCUGCGGGUCUACCAGGGGCCCCAACACGAGGGGCCCGAGGGCCUGACCCCCAGCAGCUCGGAGGACGCCUUGGCUCCGGUGACCUCCGACCCCCAGAGCCUCAGCGUGUCAUCGGGGGGCGGGGCCGGAAGUGGAGGUGAGGAGGAGGGCUCAGGUAAAGCCCAACCCAAACGCCUCCACGUCUCCAACAUCCCGUUCCGCUUCAGAGACCCGGACCUCCGCCAGAUGUUUGGGCAAUUUGGCAAAAUCCUUGAUGUGGAGAUAAUCUUCAAUGAGCGAGGGUCGAAGGGAUUUGGAUUUGUCACUUUCGAGAGCGCCACCGAGGCCGACCGAGCGAGAGAGAAGCUGAACGGAACCAUCGUAGAAGGAAGGAAGAUCGAGGUGAAUAACGCCACGGCCAGAGUAGUCACCAAGAAGCCCCAGACGCCUCUGGUCAACGGGGAAAUAUCUACUUCUGGGUGGAAGAUCAACCCCGUCAUGGGGGCGAUGUACGCACCUGAGCUCUAUACAGUCGCCAGUUUUCCGUAUCCCGUAGCGACGCCCACGUUGGCCUAUCGGGGCUCGGCGCUGCGAGGUCGAGGUCGAGCCGUCUACAACACGAUUCGCUCUGCCGCAACCACACCUGCCGCUGUGCCCGCCUACCCAGGGGUGGUUUAUCAGGACGGACUCUACGGAGCUGAAGUCUACGGAGGUUAUCCUGCAGCGUACCGAGUCGCUCAGUCGGCGUCUGCAGCCACAGCGACCUACAGCGACGGAUAUGGACGAGUUUAUGCCACAGCUGCAGAUCCUUAUCACCACUCAGUCGGACCGACGACAACAUACGGAGUCGGAACCAUGGCCAGUUUGUACCGAGGAGGCUACAACCGCUUCACUCCAUACUGAGCUAUGAUUGGUCGAUCUGUGGACGAACCUCAGAACAAACUGGAAUAAUCGUCUCCUGUAGAGACCGAACACAAACUUCUCUAAUUUAUAGUUUUACUGCUGGAAGAUACUGUGAGAUGUUUGAUAUCUGAGAUUCUUCAGGGGUUUGAAGUGUACGAGGAUCAUUCCAGAACUGGAGGACAUUUAAAAAUCAACCUUCUCUUCUCCAGUUUUCUGCUCCAUAUUGAUCAAUGAUAGGUAUUGAUUGUCUCAGCUUCCACAUCAAUGGUAGCAUUUUUAUUCCAUGUUUUCUGUGCUGUUUGCUAACUCUACUCUAAUCCAUGCUAAUGUGAUCUUUUUCUCAGCAGUAGAAGCUAGAUAUUUAGCUGCUGUUACUGCUGACCAAGAGGACAAACUGACUGAUGGAAAACAGUCCAAAGAAUUAGUCCCAAAACAACAAAACAAGACAGAAAAAGACAAAAACGAGACACAAAAUGACAAAAAUAAGAAACAAAAUGACAAAAACGAGAAAAAACGACAAAAAAGACAAAAACAAGAAAAAAAAUGACAGGGACACAAAACGACAAAAAAAAAGACAGAAAAUGACAAAAACAAGACAGAAAAUGACAAAAGCGAGACAGAAAAUGACAAAAACAAGACCAAAAAUGACAGAAAGCGACAAAAACAGGACACAAAAGACAAAAACAAGAAACAAAAUGACAAAAACAAAACAGAAAACGACAACAACGAGACAAAAAAUGACAUGAACGAGACACGAAACGGCAAAAACGUCAGAUUUUACGUUUCCACGGCUGCAUGUUUCAGGUUCUGGAUUAUUUGAGUUGGUUUGCUGUAAAACGUCCUCCAGUUCUGGAUCGAUCCUAAAACCACAUUUUGUACGUUUGUUUAAAUGACUUGUUGUUGAUGCAGUUCUGGACUUUCUGAGUGUGUGUGUGUGUGUGUGUUUGUGUGUGAGUGAACAUGAGGUUCUAAAUCCUCAACCUCUGGAUGUUCUCUAGUGGUUCUAUCUACCUCUCCUAGCUUCGUGUUUAGCUUCGUGUUUAGCUUCGUGUUCCUCCAUCGGUGCCUUUUUAACGCUCAUUUUCUCAUUUUAUGACCACUUCCUGCUUCUUUUCUGUCGUUUUUUUUCUGUUUCCUCCUUGAAUCCGUUGAUUUUUUUCCGUUUAUCGCCUGAAUUCUUCUCGUCUUUCGCUCUUUUCUCUGCUUUGUUGACGUUUCCCUCUAAAUAAACUGUUUUUCCUGCUCUUUUA